AACAAACCAACCUAAAAGAAAAACUCUUUCUUCUCCAUUUUUAUAGAGAGAAAGUGAAAGGGAGAUAAAAAAAAAAAAAAAGGCGGAGUUCAAAUUCGUUAAGUUGAUGAUGGAGCUUUUGGAUCAUUAACCAUUUAAUUUCUUUCUCUACAAUUUUUUCUUUUAUUUAUGUUUUUUACCUCUGUAUUGAUUACGGUUUUAUGUUGUUUGUGUGGGCAGAAACGGUAAAGAAGGAAAAGGACUUCACGUUGUUGCAAUCACAAGCUCAAACCAAUAUGUUGUUCAACAAUGAAGGUUAUAAUCAGAGAAAAGGAGGAAGAGAAACGAUCCAACAUCAAUGAGCUGGAGAGAGCCAUCCGACUUCACAAUCAGCUGGAGGCGCGUGACGCGCAGCUUAGAGCGGAAGCUCAGGCUUGCCAAGCGAGAGCCAGUGCCCAGGAAGCCGCAGCCACUUCGCUGCAGGCUCAGCUACAGCAGGCCGUUGGCAUGCGUGGCGGUGUGUGGGCGCAAGAUAGUAUAGUGGAGGAGGAAGGGCUAUUGUGCGCAGUAGGUAACAGAGGAUUAGAGGACGCGGAAUCGGCCUACGUGGAUCCGGAGAGAAUGAGGCAGCCGAGAUGCAAAGGUUGCCGGACAAGGGAAGCGACGGUGGUGAUGUUGCCGUGUCGGCAUCUAAGUAUCUGCCCGGAAUGUGACCGGACAGCUCUAGCCUGCCCGUUGUGUCUCACGCUGCGGAAUUCAAGCGUUGAAGCUAUCCUUUGUCAAAUGGGCCCAAUUAAAAGCCCGUUAGUUUGUCAAUUCUAAAACACACAUUUUUCAUUCAAAUUAAGGAAUAUGAACUCCAAAACAACACAGUUUACCCA
This is a messenger RNA of Brassica rapa (field mustard), 860 nucleotides long. Its product is annotated as probable BOI-related E3 ubiquitin-protein ligase 2. Gene Ontology annotation, molecular function: ubiquitin-protein transferase activity. The record is from RefSeq and is a predicted model, not a curated record. Lineage: Eukaryota; Viridiplantae; Streptophyta; Magnoliopsida; Brassicales; Brassicaceae.